CGUCAACCGGUUGACAAAAUCUCGAAGAAAUAAGUAGCGGUUUUCGGAGGACGUCACCUUUAGUAUUCAGUGUACCGUGUUGUUAACAUCUGGUCACCCACAUAGUAUCUGCCCGGCAAAAGUCGGAAUUUCGUGUUAUAUCUGUGGCGUCUUGUUUUUGAAUUGUUGUGAAAUAUUGCGCGUAGAAUAAUGUCCAUUAUAGAAAAAUUAUCGAUCCAGGGUAUUCGUAGUUUUGGUUCAAAUUCGGAAGAUGUUCAGACAAUAACUUUUUCUUCACCGGUGACAUUGAUAUUGGGAGAGAAUGGUUGCGGUAAAACCACUGUGAUUGAGUGCCUCAAAUAUGGGCUCACUGGGGAGGUGCCGCCUGGCAGUGACCGCGGUCGAAGCUUUGUACACGAUCCGAAAAUAUUCAAUCAAGCAGGCACAUUGGGGCAAGUUAAAUUGGAAGUUAGCAACCUACAAGGAAAACGAAUAUCCGUUUGUCGUUCUAUGAAGAUAUCAAAUAAGCGGGGCAAGUAUUCAUUUGAAACGCUGGAUGCGACUAUGAACUAUAUAGACAGUAAGAGCGAUGGCAAGGGCUCUACGAACUCCAUUAGUAAGCGUUGUGUGGAUGUCGAUGUGGCUAUGUGUCAGUUUAUGGGAGUGUCGAAGGCUAUUAUUAACAAUGUGUUAUUCUGCCACCAAGAGGAUUCAAGUUGGCCCUUGGACGAAUCUAAAAAGUUGAAGGAGAAGUUCGAUGCUAUUUUCGGUAUGACAGAGUUUAAUAAAACCAUUGAGAGGAUCAUAAAAAUGCGUAAAGAGGAGGCUGACAAUUUAAAAGUGAAAGAGGCGGACUUACGCCUUCUUGCACACUUGAAACAAGAAAUGGAUGAUAAGUCACUGACUUUAAAAAAGGCACAAGAGAAGUGUGCAGCCAUACAGCAGGAGUGUGAGCUUUGUGAGGAGGAAAUGAAGCCAAUUGAUGCGCGUUUGCUGGAAAUUCGCAACGUUGAGUAUGAAGUGGGGAAGUAUCAGGCGCAAAAAGUAGAGAUAGAAACUGAACAAAAGAAUUGCCAGGAACAGAUAUUGGCUUUGAACAGCAAUAUAAAAGUGCCAUUUGAAGGUAGUCGAGAGGAAUUAGAGCAGGAAAUUUCUGACUUCGGUCAGAAAAUGCUUGAGAAAAAGCGGCGGCGCAAUGUUCUAGAUAAAAAAUUGAACGAUUCAAAAGUAGAAGAAAAAACACUACAAAAGCGUUUCACUGAUUUGGAUAAAAGACGCAUAUUGCUAAUGCAGCAGUGUCAAAAGGAACAAGAAUGCGUUUCGAAACGCGCCGAACAAUUGAAAACACUUUGCCAACAUUUAGAAAUUACGCUUACCGAAGAUCUAGAAUUUCAGCCUGAGUGUGUGGCAGGUGUGUUGGAGAGAGUUAAGCACUCAUUGAUGGAUAAAGAGCGUAUUAUAAGCGAGAGUGUUGCCCAAACGGAUGAAGAGGAUCGUGGCAGGCAAGCAGGAAUAGAUUGCCAACGCGUUGAGCUCACUAAAGUGGAAGAGGGAAUCAUAACGCAUGAAAAGCAAAAAAAGGUCAAUGAAAAGGAAUUGGAAACUAUCACGAAAGAGAUUGCUGAAAUAGAGACUUCUGCGCGGCGCAUCAAAACUCUGUCUAAAAACAUAGAUAGUCUGAUUAAACUGAUGGACGAAAUGAACGGUAAAUGCAAUCAAGAGACGAUGAGAGCUGAUAUAGCUGAAAAUAAAGCGAGAAUUGUAAAGUUGCAAGAACAAUUUCGUGAAUUAGACGCACGACUAACCAAGUUGAAUAUGAUGGCCAAAUUAAUUGCCGAAAUCACGUUGAAACAAAAAGAGUUGGAGAAGAAAGAACAGGAUGCACGCCGUGUAAAAGGCAAGCAUGCAGAUAACUUUAAGAAACUCUUUAGCCGCACCGUCGAGUCUAACUACAAGCGAGCUAUGCAAAUAUGCAGCGAGAAAUUGCGCGACUCUAUCAAGGAACUUAGUGGAAAGUCAAACAAAUUGCAGUUGGAACAACAGUCGUUUGAGAUAAAGCGUAAAAAUUUAAAAGCUGAACUCCUUAAACUGGAAAAGGAACUCGAAGAAGCAAAAGAGAAGGUUUACGAGGCAUGCCAUGCAGCAUCAUAUGAGGAUACGUUGGCCAAAAGUAAAGCCGCCAUGGCAAAAUAUCAGUUGGAACACGGGGCGUUACUGUCAGCGGAGGCUAUGUACAAAAGAUAUAUAGAAAAAGUUACAGAAGAGCCUUGUUGUCCGUUGUGCCAUAAGGACAUGACCAGCACUGAGGCCACUGAUAUCACAAUGGAGCUAUCUGAUGAGAUCAAUCGCCUGCCGGAGAACAUAAAACGCACUGAAAAGCUAUUAAAAGCAGAGCAAAAGAAGUAUGAAAAUCUGUUGCACAUUAAAUCGGUAGUAGAGACGGUGGCUAAAUUGGAAUUAGACAUCCCAAAGAAGAAGAAAGAACUCGCCAGCAUUGAAGAGAAGCUAGCCAAGUGCGUAGAAGACACUGAAUCACUCCAAAUGCUCUUAUCUGAACCGACUACAUCAUUGGAGUUGGCUGACUCGAUGAUGGGUGAUGUAUCACUGCUGGAUGAGGCCAUGAAAGAGGUUACGCGUCUGAAAAAUGAUAUUGAGCAAUUGAAUGCAAAGCUACCUCCUGAUUUUGAGUCUGACGCUAACUUAGACGAUCUACAAAUGCUAAAGUCUGGUAUAUCUGAGGAGCUUGAUGCAGAGCGUCAUACCUUGGAGGAGAAGCAAGCGAAUCUUGAAAAGAUUGUGAGUGCAAUUAACAAGAUGCAAGAACAAAAAAAUUCCUAUCAAGAUGAACGUAUAAAACUCCAGGAAGGACAGCAAUCGUUGGCGCAGCUACAAGAACGCCAGACAGAAUUGAAAAAUUUAAUCGAAAGCGGAACUACGGAAAUUAAACAAUUAAAAACUAAAUUGCCUGCUUUGAAGCAAAAGCUAAAUGCUCUAAUUGCUGAGAAGAAUCGCAUUCUGGAGACGUCGCGUAAGCGUGUGGCCAAAAUGCAAACCGAGUUAAAUUCCUACAAGAAAAUCGACCACGAUAUACAGCGACUAAAUGACGAAGUGUUUGAAUUUCAAUCGUUAAAUCUGGCAACCGAAAUCGCCGAUAUGAAAGAGUCAAUUAAAACAUGCAAAGUGGCGGUCGAAGCAAAGGCAGAAGAAAUUGCCAAAACAUCAAAUGAGCUUGAGGUGAUCAAAACAGAAUGCCUGCAGCAGGAGACUCUGGAACGCGAUCUGAGAGAUAAUCGUGAAAUGAAAAUACUGCAGGAGAAAAAGGCCGGCAUUGAUGUGCGAGUUGAAGCAUUGGCCAAGCAACUGGGGAAAAUGGAUUUCCCCAAACUGUCGCAGGAAAAGAAUUCUCUGAUUAAAAAACGCGAAAAGGGUACUGUACAUAAGGGUGAAUUACUCGGCAAAAUUGGCGAAGUUAAGAAUCAAAUCAAGAAAUUAGAAAGCGAGAUAAAUGAACCGAAAUUCAAGGAUUCGCUCGAAAAUUAUCGUCGCGCUUUCUACGAAGUUAAGACUUCACAACAAUUGAAAGAGGAUCUUGGCCAGAGUAAGAUAAGCUUGGAAUGGUCUCUCAUGAAAUUUCAUAAGGAGAAAAUGGAACGUAUUAAUCGUCUCAUACGUGAGUAUUGGCGUUUAAUUUAUCGCGGCAACGACAUUGACUACAUACAAAUACAAACCGAUGAAGUUGAUUUGAACGCGAAUGCCGAUCGUCGGCGCAAUUAUAAUUAUCGUGUGGUGCAGUCGAAAAAUAGUUCGGAGAUUGAAAUGCGCGGCCGUUGUAGUGCCGGUCAACGUGUGUUGGCCUCGUUAAUUAUACGCAUGGCGUUGGCCGAGACAUUCAGCAGCAAUUGCGGUGUGCUGGCUUUGGAUGAGCCGACCACCAAUUUGGAUCGUAAUAAUAUUUUGUCGUUGUGUGAGGCAUUGAAUCGCAUCGUAGACGAAAGGCGCAUGCAAUCCAAUUUUAUGUUGAUCAUAAUUACGCAUGACGACGAUUUCAUCUCCACCUUGGGAAAGAUAAACACCUAUCAUAGAGUGUUUCGCAAUGAUGAAUGCAAAUCGGUUAUACGUAAAGUAAAGGUGUCUUAAGUUCCAUUUACCAAAUACAUAUAAAUUAAGAUAAGUAUUUCCUAAAAGAAAAGUUACCCAAUAUAUUUUUUAUUCAAACAUUGUAA
This is a messenger RNA of Anastrepha obliqua, 4202 nucleotides long. It is a transcript of the gene rad50, whose product is annotated as DNA repair protein RAD50. The record is from RefSeq and is a predicted model, not a curated record. The transcript is spliced from 12 exons. Gene Ontology annotation, biological process: telomere maintenance via recombination; telomere maintenance via telomerase; double-strand break repair. Lineage: Eukaryota; Metazoa; Arthropoda; Insecta; Diptera; Tephritidae. Gene Ontology annotation, cellular component: condensed nuclear chromosome; Mre11 complex; nucleus. Bases 190 to 4116 code for a protein of 1308 amino acids. Gene Ontology annotation, molecular function: single-stranded telomeric DNA binding; double-stranded telomeric DNA binding; G-quadruplex DNA binding.